AUGAAUUUCAACACUAACAGCCAUCAUGGCAGUCCUGCUUGCAAAGAAAAUAUCCCACCUUCAGCCAAAACGGAUGCAUUUCAGCACCCGAGGACCAAACAACGAACAGUCCUCGGCGCUUUGUCAGAAAAUGAUCAUCGUGGUCGAUCCAUGAGCCAGGGAAGCCAGUUUUCCAGACAGAGUUCAGUUUCAGACAGCUCACAAGUGAACGUGUUUGGUUGUCGGUCCAGUUCCAGCUACGAUGUGUACAUUGAGGAGGCUUGUGAGGUCGUUCUUGCAGCGUCUGGUCAAGAAGUUGUUUCAGACAGUUAUGAGCUCAGUGCUGAAGCUGAUCCUCUGCAGAGUGAACACAUGAAACUCCUGCUGGAACUCACGUCGAGUUCAUGCCAGGACGUGUCUUUGCUGUCAGACUCUAAUGAAUCCUUCAUGUCAAAGCAGAAGUUAUUUACUGAUUAUGCUGAAGAUAUUCACCAGAACAUGAGGAAGAGUGAAAAAAAGUUCAGGGCAAAGCCUGAUUACCUGGAGAGACACCCAGAGAUCACCAGCGGCAUGCGGGUCAUUCUGGUGGACUGGCUGGUUGAAGUCGUUCAGGAAUAUAAGCUCAGUUCUGAAACUCUGCACCUCGCCGUCAACUACCUGGACCGUUUUCUGUCCUGCACGGCUUUUGUCAAACAGGGCAAGCUGCAGCUGGUUGGGACCGCAGCGUUACUGAUUGCUGCAAAGUAUGAGGAUCUCUUUCCACCUGAGCUGAAUGAGUUUGUGUACAUCACAGACUUCACGUACACUAAGAAACAACUGGUUCGGAUGGAGAACGUGUUCAUCAGGAUGCUGGCCUUCAGAAUGUCAGCGCCCACCACAAACCAGUUCCUGCACCUCUUCAUGUCCGUGCACUCCAUCUGUCCAAACACAGAGAGCCUUGCUCUGUACAUAUCAGAUUUAAGCCUGCUGGAAAUCGAUCCAUUCCUGCAGUUCACCCCAUCUAUACUGGCAGCUGGAGCUUACUGCUUGGCCUCCUACACCAUAAGCAAAUCUCUCUGGCCUGAUUCCCUGAUUUCCUUCACUGGCUAUACCUUGGCUGAAAUCAUGCCCUGCCUGAUUCAUCUCCACAAGCUACACCUCAGUGCAGAGAGCCGACCUCAGCAGGCCAUCAGGGACAAGUACAAAAGUUCAAAGUAUUGUUGUGUUUCACGGAUCACUCCGCCUGCUGUUUUACCUCACCCAUGA
Molecule: messenger RNA, 1224 nt
Organism: Nematolebias whitei (Rio pearlfish)
Lineage: Eukaryota; Metazoa; Chordata; Actinopteri; Cyprinodontiformes; Rivulidae
Gene: ccna1
Product: cyclin A1
Exons: 8
Coding region: 1-1224 (407 amino acids)
Biological process (GO): mitotic cell cycle phase transition; regulation of cyclin-dependent protein serine/threonine kinase activity
Cellular component (GO): nucleus; cytoplasm; cyclin A2-CDK2 complex
Molecular function (GO): cyclin-dependent protein serine/threonine kinase regulator activity
Source: RefSeq, a predicted model, not a curated record